UCUAUCAUACUUUUAUUCCCACUCAUCAUUUUGUAUAUAUCACAGAAGUUUCCUAAUAUAGUUCCUACGAAACUUACUAUGAAGCUGCAUCAUCAUUAAACAAAACCUAUGGAGUUUUAUAUUUAUGUAUAUAUACACAUACCAUGAUGUUUUUUUUUCAUAACUGUAUACCAGUUGCAAAAAAAAAAUUAUGACAGAUAAAAAUCCAUAUUCACCUGACAGUGAUUUCACCAACCAGUGGCCUUUGGAGCCUUCUGAGUACUUGAAAUUUGACGAUGAUCAAUGGCCAGAUGAUAAUCCAGAGCCAUUUCUUGCCGAACAUGUCACCAACCAAGACAAUGAAUUAGUAGCUGAUUUUGGAGGAAGUGGAAGCCGAAUCGAAGGACCAGCUUCCAGGAGUGAAGGUGAGAAGAAGGAAGUUAAAGAUAAAGUUGCAUUCAAAACAAAGUCAGAGGUUGAGAUUCUGGAUGAUGGAUUCAAGUGGAGGAAGUAUGGAAAGAAGAUGGUAAAAAACAGCCCUAAUCCAAGGAACUAUUAUAGAUGUUCUAAAGAUGGAUGCCAAGUGAAAAAGAGAGUUGAGAGAGAUGUGGAUGAUCCGAGUUAUGUGAUAACAACCUAUGAAGGCACACAUACUCAUCCAAGUUUUCACUAGAACAAGUUUUAGCAUAUUCAUGGGCCAUAGCUAGCCACUAGUAGAUGUCUUAACUUAUGUCCUUUGGAAGAAGUGAGAAAUGUUUGCAUGUCUCGUUUGAGUCAUGAAAUUAGGUCCAUUUGUCUUAAUAGGUGUAUCUAAUAUUAGUAUAUUGGAUGUCUAUUUUCACAAUCCAAAAAAACUGCUGUGGUAUAUAUAGUUAUAAUGAUGUUACUAAUUUUGAAUCGAACUUAAAUAUAAUUAAUUAAUGAUGAAAGUUUUAAGAA
This is a messenger RNA of Lathyrus oleraceus (garden pea), 918 nucleotides long. Its product is annotated as probable WRKY transcription factor 50. Bases 191 to 652 code for a protein of 153 amino acids. Gene Ontology annotation, biological process: regulation of DNA-templated transcription. The transcript has 2 exons. Lineage: Eukaryota; Viridiplantae; Streptophyta; Magnoliopsida; Fabales; Fabaceae. The record is from RefSeq and is a predicted model, not a curated record. Gene Ontology annotation, molecular function: sequence-specific DNA binding; DNA-binding transcription factor activity.